AUGUACUCGCCGAUGAGUGGGGCCAGAGCUCUCAAGUCUCCAUCCUUCGUGUUCGGCGACGACACCUCCCACAUAGCCACGAGGUUGAGCGAGAGCUGCUACGUGUCCGACGACGAGGGCGCGAGGAGCAGCAACAGGACAGGGGAUAUGACUCCGGUGAGGAGAACGCCGACCAGAUCGCUCUCCUUCUCGGUCGGGGUCACUCCCGGGAAGCAGGGAAACCCGAACAGGAUGAGCAUCUCGCCAGCGGCUUCGGUCGGAGGCAGCACCCCGAGACGCUUCAUGCCGGUCACCCCCGUCAGGACGCCAUCCAGGGCCUCGAGGAGCGGCUCCGGCCGAAAGAAGGUGGACAACGUCGCGGCGGAUCCCAUGAGCGUCUGCAAGGGCGGCGGCGGCGUGGGAUCAUCGACCAACGCGGCGGUCUCCCGAGGCAGCGAUAGCAGCAAAGCCUCAUCCGCCUCGACGGACGGCAAGGAGAACGCCCCUUCUGUCAGCCACCGGUUUGACCUUUUCGCGGCUCCUUCACCGGCAACGCCUAAGGCCGGCAGCGUCGCCAACAAAAGCAGCUCUACGGCGUUUGAUCUCAUGCCGCCGCCGCUGCCUCGCACUCCGGGCGGAGCGAAGGGGGUCUCACAACGGACGUCGGUGCUAUCCCCCCUGGGGCGCCACGACCCCAACCUGCAGCAACCAGAUCCCAGGGCCGGCGGCGUCGAGCGGGGAAGGGCGGCCGAGAAGUCCCUCCUCACACCGGUCGCAUCUCCGCGAUCGAGGAGCUUCAGCAUUGGCCGCAGCAGCGGCGACGCGAGCAGAGGGAGAAGCAACGGCAGCGGGGCCGGGGUGGACUCGAGCAGCAGCCAAAAGGCUCACAAAGCCGGAGCAGCUCACAAACAGCAGCACCACCAGCUGAAGCGCUCGUCCUCGCGGGACGCGGCCGCCGCCGCGGCUGCUCGCUGCGCCCCCACGCCGCCCCGGCGCGGCCGUAGCAGCGGCACUUCCAGCAGAAGCAGUCGCACGCAAGCGCACGACGUAGGCGCUAGCGCCGGCGGUAGCCGUUGCCGGGGUGGUGCCGGUGCCUCGGUGGACGCUCAGCCGCCACCGCAACCGCAGAAUCAGCAGCAGCAACAACAACAGCAGCAGAAGCAGCAGCAACAGCAACAGAGUCAGGCAGCAGCGGCGCCGCCAGCAGGACCAGCGGGCACGGCCGUCUUCUCCGUGGGUGUGGGAGGAGGGGCCACCAAUGUGAGGAAGUCACGGGCAGCAGCGCGGCCGUCGGAGCCGCCUGCAGCGGCCGCGGCGGCCGAUAUUGCCACGGUAGCAGCAGCAGCAGCAGCAGCAGCAGCGGGAAGCGGGGAAGGGACCGGGCUUCACGAGUUGCUCGUCGGACGGGCGAGGGAGUUCGCGGAGCAGGCGAGGGCGGAAACACUCGUGGGGAUGCCCCGCGAGGCGGCGAGGAGCUUCACCUCGGCCCUGAAGAUUGUCGCCCCCAGGACGAACAUGGCCGGGUGGGCCUCGGUGAAGGUGGAGUUGUUGCUGGCGAGGGCGCAGGUCCUGUCGGCGCUCGGCAAGCACGAGGCGUGCGCUGAGGACUGCCGGUCCGCCCUCCGGCUGGAGCCGACUCUGCUGCAGGGCAUCACGCUUCUCGGGCACGCCUGCCUUCGCCUCGGCCUUCACGAGGAGACCGUCCGCUUCCUGAACGAGGGCCUCUCCCUGGCCAUCUCUCAGCCUGACCGCUCUGUGAUGGUUGAGGCCCAGCGCAUGUGCAGCGCGGGUAUCGAGGAGGCCAGCAGGGUUGGCAGCGCGCUAGAGUCAGGGGCGCGUUCCUCUCGGCACGGUCAGCACGAGGCGGUGCUCGCCGCGGCGUCGAGGGCCCUGGAGAUCGCUCCGCAAUGCGCGGCGGCUCAGGAGAUGAGGGCCUCCGCGCUUCUCCGGCUCCUGCGGCCAACAGAGUGCGUCCUCUUCUGCGAGGCGGUAUGCAUCAGGCCGCGUGCGGAUCCCGAGGACGAUUUUGACUGGGCCGCCGCCGGCGGUCGGACCGCCGGGUCGAUGUGCCCCAUACAGGCGGCGCUUGGCAUGGCUCCCGGAGUCGCGAGGUUGUACGCGUCGGCGCUGAGGGGCUGCGGACGGCAGCACGAGGCCCUGCCUGUGGUUCAGGCUUUACGGUGUCGAGACCCUUCGCUCGCCUGGUGCGUCGAAGACGGGGCUUGCUGGGACCGGGCCGGGAGGCUGACGGUGGAAGGGGAACGCCUCGCCGCCGGUGGUGACCAUGCUAAGGCCGCAGAGGCGUUCACCCAGGUGUUGGAGGCCGAUCCAGGUUGCGUCGUGCCGAGCGCCGAAGCCUUCUGCCACCGGGGUUCGUGUAGGCUGGGGGAGGGUAAGGCGCUCGAAGCACUGGAUGACUGCUACCGAGCUCUGUCGCUCUUGUCGCUUGAGGGUGUCGAAGGAGGUCAACGCACGGCGGCGGUGGCGGCGGUGGCUGGCGCGGCCGAGGCGUUCGCGUCUGCGCGCGGAAUGGCGCUGCUCGUGAGGGGACGCGCGUACCUUGCCCUCUCGCGGCUCGGAGAGGCGAUCGGCGACUUGCGGGGAUGCUCCAAGUGCAACCCCGGGCUGGAGGAGGACGCGCUGAAGUACCUGCGGGAGGCGGAGCAGCGGCAGGCCGAGGCUGGGCAGCAGCGGCGCCGACGGGAGCGGCAGGAGAGGGAGAGGCAGGCCGAGGCGGCCGCGGCUGCCGCAUCUCUGGCAGCGGCGGCGGAAUCAAAGGCCAAAGCCGCCGCCGCCGCCGCCGCCGCGGAACAACAGAAAGCAGCGAGGGAACAGGAGAAGGCAAGGGAGGCGGCGCCGGCGGCGGCGCAGAGGGCGCGCCCGGCUGCUGCGAGCGGCAGACGCGGAGGCGGUGGCGGAGACGGUGGCUCAACAAGGCGGCGUGGUGCCGCGGGUACGGGAGCGGGGGGCGGCGCCGCGUCUCCCUUCCAGAAACCUGGCACACGGUCUCGCCCGGGGUCUUCUUCGUCUUCUGGUGGUGGCGGUGGUGCCGCUUCUGGCGGAGGCUACGGUGGUGGUGGUGAUGGAAUGAAGACCCCAGCGAGGGGCAGCGGCGUCGCUCGGUCUCCCAAGAUCGAGAGCGAGAGCUACUAUCGACGUCUGGGCCUGCCUACAAAUGCCUCAGAAGACGCCAUCAAGAAAGCCUUCCGCAAGCUGGCACUCAAGUAUCAUCCAGACAAGAACAAGUCCGACGGAGCUGCCCGCAGCUUCAGGCUCGUGUCGGAGGCCUACCGCAUCCUCACGUCCCCGGACUCGAAGCAGCAGUACGACCGGACACGUCGCUAUACGAUCGAAACCCCUCCCAGCAACGGUGGCGGUAACGGGGGCGGUGGUGUUGGCGGUGGUCGCGGCGGAAGAAGCGGUGGGAGGACGGCGGGGGGGUCCGCCUAUUCGUCCGCUGGCAACGGAGGGGGCGGUGGCAGCAGCACGGGUGCUCCCCGAUACUAUUGGUGACGGGGGUUUUUAUUUUAUACCUGUUUGAUUCACAUCUUGGUCAGUGUUGCCUCUGUUGUCGGUGUUCCUCUCCGGGCCGGACGGCGGCUAUCCUUACGACGGGGGUGAUAGGAGGCAGUGAGGCAUGGCACUUGUAUCGUCGGUGCACUCCUACUACUGUAAGCGGUGGCCGACCAAGCCAGGACAGGUUGUUCGUAUAGUUACCGUUUCUUGUGGAGGGGUCGACGGCUGCCGAAUCACUUGUACGCUGUUCACCAGUCUCCCGUCCCGGUCCUCGGUAGCAAGAAGGAGAGAAGCGCAUUGUGCAGCAAGCAGGGGAUCAUCCGUGAG
This is a messenger RNA of Ectocarpus sp. CCAP 1310/34, 3822 nucleotides long. The record is from the annotation of a GenBank genome assembly. Lineage: Eukaryota; Phaeophyceae; Ectocarpales; Ectocarpaceae.